GAUAGACUGGCCUACACCCACAACUGUGACAGAGGUCCGGAGCUUUCUAGGCUUGGCAGGCUAUUAUCGCAGAUUCGUGAAGGAUUUCUCAAAGAUUGCAAAACCUUUGACUAACCUCACGAAGAAGACCACGAAAUUCAUAUGGGAUGAGGAAUGCAAGAAGGCUUUCCAGGAGCUUAAGCAAAGAUUAACAACCGCACCUAUCUUAACCCUACCAUCGGGUACUGAGGGGUUCGAGGUUUACACCGAUGCUUGUUUGAAAGGGUUGGGUUGCGUAUUGAUGCAAAAUGGCAAAGUGGUGGCCUAUGCAUCAAGACAACUGAAGACCCACGAGGUAAACUACCCGACUCAUGACUUGGAACUGGCAGCGGUUAUCUUCGCCUUAAAACUAUGGAGGCACUAUCUAUAUGGGAUACAAUGUAAAAUUUACACCGAUCACAAGAGCCUAAAGUACAUCUUCACCCAAAAGGAGCUUAACAUGAGACAAAGACGUUGGCUAGAACUCGUCAAGGACUACGACUUGGAGAUUCAAUACCAUGAAGGGAAAGCAAACGUAGUUGCCGAUGCGCUAAGCCGAAAGUCAACACACUCCUGCAGAGCAACAUGGAUACUACCUGAUGAGCUAUAUCGGGACUUUCAAAAACUAGACUUGGAGGUACGGGAUUUCGGAGAAGUAGAUCGGGAAACGCGGUUACUCGCCAUGACCGUUACCCCAUCUCUUUUCGACGAAAUUAGAGCAGGGCAGCCUGGAGAUAUAAAGUUGGACAGAAUCCGAGCUGGUAUGACGAAUGGCUUAAACGGACCAUUCAAACUACACGAAGAUGGUAGCAUUCGACACAAAGGAAGGUGGUGUGUCCCGAUGAAAUGUGAAGAGAUUAAGAAGAAAAUCAUGGAGGAGGGGCACAACACGCCUUACUCGGUACACCCUGGAGGCGACAAACUCUAUAAAGACCUCAAAAACAAUUUUUGGUGGCC
This is a messenger RNA of Cuscuta epithymum, 975 nucleotides long. Lineage: Eukaryota; Viridiplantae; Streptophyta; Magnoliopsida; Solanales; Convolvulaceae. The record is from the annotation of a GenBank genome assembly.